AAAGGCCUUCAUCAAUCGCUCACUUCGGUGGUGGAGAAAAGAGCUUCGAAGCUUUGAAGGUUUGAGCUCAAUGGCGAAACCGGUUCAAAUCGAAGUAUGGAAUCCAAAUGGCAAAUACAGAGUUGUGAGCACUAAGCCUAUGCCUGGAACUCGCUGGAUUAAUCUCUUGAUCGAGCAAGAUUGCCGAGUCGAAAUUUGUACUGAGAAGAAGACGAUACUCUCUGUUGAGGAUAUUAUUGCUCUCAUCGGCGAUAAGUGCGACGGCGUCAUUGGACAGUUGACUGAAGAUUGGGGAGAGGUGCUGUUUUCUGCAUUAAGCAGAGCGGGAGGGAAAGCUUUUAGUAACAUGGCUGUUGGUUACAAUAAUGUAGAUGUUAAUGCUGCCAAUAAGUAUGGUGUUGCUGUAGGAAACACUCCUGGAGUACUUACAGAAACUACAGCAGAGUUGGCAGCUUCACUUUCUCUUGCUGCUGCGAGAAGGAUAGUUGAAGCUGAUGAGUUCAUGAGGGCAGGCCGAUAUGAUGGAUGGCUUCCCAAUUUGUUUGUUGGAAACUUGCUGAAAGGACAGACUGUUGGUGUGAUUGGAGCUGGUCGUAUUGGAUCUGCUUAUGCAAGAAUGAUGGUAGAAGGGUUUAAGAUGAACCUGAUCUACUUUGAUCUUUACCAGUCAACCAGACUCGAAAAGUUCGUUACAGCCUAUGGUGAGUUCCUGAAAGCCAACGGUGAAGCUCCUGUGACAUGGAGAAGAGCAUCAUCCAUGGAUGAGGUGCUUCGAGAAGCCGACGUGAUAAGUCUUCAUCCAGUACUGGAUAAAACCACCUUCCAUCUUGUGAACAAAGAAAGUCUUAAAGCCAUGAAGAAGGAUGCAAUCCUCAUUAACUGCAGUAGGGGACCUGUGAUCGAUGAAGCAGCCCUUGUUGAGCAUUUGAAAGAGAAUCCGAUGUUUCGAGUUGGCCUUGAUGUUUUUGAGGAUGAACCAUACAUGAAACCUGGACUAGCUGAUAUGAAGAAUGCGAUUGUUGUUCCUCACAUUGCUUCUGCUUCCAAGUGGACUCGCGAAGGAAUGGCAACAUUGGCUGCUCUUAAUGUCCUGGGAAAAAUUAAAGGAUAUCCUGUUUGGUCCGAUCCGAACCGAGUAGAACCAUUCCUUGACGAGAACGUUUCACCUCCAGCUGCAUCUCCGAGCAUUGUGAAUGCCAAGGCCUUGGGUAACGCUUAACAAAAAUCUACCUAACUUAAAAGGACUGCCUGUUUCAAAGCUGUGAAGUAUGAUGCUAAAAGAUCUUUGAGCAAAAAAUGCAAGCAUUAUAGAUAUGGAGGUAAAUGGAGAUUGUAUUUCUGGGUGAAAUUGGUGAAUGUAGAACUUUGGACAAUUGAUAAUAAUGUGUAUCUAUCUUUUUUUGUUGAAUGCAAGUCCAUUACUUGGUUCUACAACAUCAAA
Messenger RNA from Benincasa hispida (wax gourd), 1441 nucleotides. RefSeq names its product glycerate dehydrogenase. The record is from RefSeq and is a predicted model, not a curated record. Gene Ontology annotation, molecular function: NAD binding; glyoxylate reductase (NADPH) activity; hydroxypyruvate reductase (NADH) activity. Gene Ontology annotation, cellular component: cytosol. NCBI's taxonomy places the organism in Eukaryota, Viridiplantae, Streptophyta, Magnoliopsida, Cucurbitales, Cucurbitaceae.